Daucus carota subsp. sativus is the source of this 1890-nucleotide messenger RNA. RefSeq names its product heterogeneous nuclear ribonucleoprotein Q. The coding region runs from base 219 to 1646 and encodes 475 amino acids. NCBI's taxonomy places the organism in Eukaryota, Viridiplantae, Streptophyta, Magnoliopsida, Apiales, Apiaceae. Gene Ontology annotation, cellular component: nucleus. The record is from RefSeq and is a predicted model, not a curated record. Gene Ontology annotation, molecular function: mRNA binding. The transcript has 9 exons.
ACCCGUUUGAUGAAAAUUAGGGCCUGUAGGUGGUAGAGUACUAGAGGUAAUAUAUAUAAGGGCGGGGCAGAGACGAAAGGGGAGAGAUUGAUAGCAAAGAAAUUGCAAAAAGAUUAAAGCGCAGAGCUCAAAAUUUGCUUUCUGGUAUGCAAAAGUGAAUUUGGCUGAAUUGGACUGCAGCUAUUGUAUUGGAAGAGCGGAAGGGUUGAGAUAUAUAGAUGGCAGACGGUGCAGAAGUUGAGGACCGUGUGGAUUUUGAUGACGACAAUUAUGAAGAGAUGGAUGAUGAUGUUGAGGAACAGUUGGAGGAUGAAGGAGGUGAUGAUGUACAGGAUGAACAAGACGAUUUGAAAAGUCAAAAUUCUGGGAAGGAGUCCCCUGAAGAUGACAAAAGCCGUUCAAGCAACAAUGCGAAUGAAUCUAUUGAAGAUGAAGAAAAGCCUUCUGCACCUGUGGAUGAUGAGGACACGCAAAAGCAUGUGGAACUUCUUGCUCUUCCUCCUCAUGGUUCUGAGGUUUUUAUUGGUGCUCUUCCCAGAGAUAUUACGGAAGAAGACUUGCGAGAUCUUUGCGAUUCUGUGGGUGAUAUCGUUGAGAUAAGGUUGAUGAAAAAUAAAGACACUGGUGAAAGUAAAGGUUUUGCUUUUGUGUCAUUCAAGACAAAGGAUGUUGCCCAGAAGGCAAUUGAACAGUUGCAUAGUAAAGAGUAUAAGGGUAGAACUUUGAGGUGCUCUCUGUCUGAAACUAAAUACAGACUGUUUAUUGGCAAUGUUCCAAAGAACUUGACUGAUGAUGAGUUUAAAAAAUUAAUUGAUGAGGUUGGGCCAGGGGCAGAGCACAUUGAGCUUAUCAAGGAUCCUCAAGUUCCAAGCCGUAAUAGAGGUUUUGCUUUUGUUGAGUAUUUCAACAAUUCAUGUGCUGAUUAUUCGAGACAGAAAAUGUCAAGUGCUGAUUUUAAACUGGAAGGAAACACUCCAACAGUAACUUGGGCUGAUCCCAAGAGUACACCUGAUCAUUCUUCUUCUGCUCAGGUCAAGGCUCUUUAUGUGAAGAACAUACCUGAGAACACACCAUCUGAGCAAUUAAAGGAACUCUUUGAGCGCCAUGGUGAAGUUAAAAAAGUUGUCAUGCCUCCUUCCAAAAGUGGCGGCAAAGGAGAUUUUGGGUUUAUUCAUUUUGCAGAAAGGUCAAGUGCAUUGAAAGCUGUCAACGAUGCAGAGAAAUAUGAAAUUAAUGGUCAGGUGUUGGAAGUGGUCCUUGCAAAGCCCCAAAGUGAUAGGAAGCCUGACGGUGCAAAUAUCCACAAUUCUGGGCUCGUUCCAAAUUAUAUUCCCAGCCCUGGGUAUGGUGGCUUCCCUGGUAACCCAUAUGCUGCUCCUGUCGGGGCAGGAUAUGGUGUUGCGGCAGGAUAUCAGCAGCCUAUGAUUUACGGGAGGGGGCCAAUGCCAGCAGGAAUGCAGAUGGUGCCAAUGGUUCUACCAGAUGGCCGGAUUGGCUAUGUUCUUCAGCAGCCUGGUGUACAGAUGCCACAAAUGCCGGCCCGGAGAAAUGACCGGACCAAUGGAACAGGUGGACCUCAAGGGCGAGGACGACCUGGUGGUGCCAAUGAUGCUGCCAAUCGGGGUCGACGAUAUCGUCCCUAUUAGGUCGACGAUAUCGUCCCUAUUAGUUGAAAACGAAAGUAACAUGUACCUGGAGAGCUACAAACUACUGAUGGAAAACUUAUAAUCGUGUCUUGUGUAAGCUUUCCCUUUAUCUUUUAAAAUGUUAGCAUAGGACCAUGGUAGUGAGGAGUUUAUAAAUUAUUCUCCAUCCCAGUACUGUGGAGGGAUGGCCUUUUAGUUGCUUCUUUAUCUUUUAUUAUUACAAUAAAGAUUUUCUUGCAUUGUC